UAAAAAAGAGAGAAGGGUCGCUUAAACGUCCUUCUCUGUCUCUCUCUCUCUCGCUCUUCGCCCUGAAGGUUUCUUUCUCUCUCUUCAUUCUUUGCUUUGAUUCGCCAUAACUAAGAAGAGAAGAGAAGAGAGAGAACCAACCGACGAGCAUAUCCACCUAACCAACUGUUCUUCUUGUUGUUGUUCACAAGAUAUAGCUUCGUGGUUGGUUGGGUUUCCUUUGCAUUUGGAAGGAUUUAAGUUUCUUUCUCUUUUUGGUUUUUGUAUUUUUUUGGUUGAGUUGUUUGGUUUAUUGAGGGGUGUGUUGUUGAAGAUGUUGGUAGCUAAUAGUUUUGAUCUAUGGCGAAAGGACGCUUUCUUCUCUGCCGCGGAGGAAGUGCAGGAAUCAGCUGAUAUAAUGGAAUCUGCGUUCAGGGCAUGGUUGAGAGUGAGGAGAGAAAGUUCAACUUCCAAGGAAUUAAAUGAACUAUGCAGGGAACUGCAAACUGCUUUAGGUACUGCUAAAUGGCAGUUGGAAGAAUUUGAGAAAGCCGUCAGACUAAGCUACCGACAUCUUGGGGAUGACAAUACAGCCACUAGGCAUAGGCAGUUUAUUUCUGCCAUUGAAAGCCAAAUUUCCCAGGUUGAAGCAGCGCUGAAGGAAUCUUAUAUUGAGGAAGGUAAGCAACCCCUCCGGUGGGUAAAUCUGGAUGAAGAAGAGCGAGAUGAUCUGGCUGCAUUUCUAUCUGGAACAUGUCAGAGCAUGCAAAGCAGUAAGGAUGAAUGCACGGUUACUGCUUCGUUGAAAAGCUCACUUCAGGAGAAACAAGUCAACAAAGAGGAUAAAAAUGUUGUUAACAAAAAUACAGAUUAUGUGAUAGAAAUAAAAGCAGAUGCGGUUUCUAGAAAUAGUGAUGAUGUAGUUUCUCAAACAGAUAGAACAAGUAGUACAAGGAAGACAUGGAGUCCACCAAAUUAUGGUGCUUUAAAAAUUGUAAUUGCUGAUGAAGAUGAGCAGAAAAAUAAACUUACACGGACUGUUGAUGCCACCCCUAAAGAGAAAGGAUUCAAACCUGUAUUCUGGAAACAAAGAUGUGAAGAAUAUCCUCAGGCUAGGCAAGCAGUUCAUAUGUUCAAUCAGCUUUCUGGCCGCAUUGGUUUAUGCCAGAGACAGUUUCAAAGUCCCCUGCACUUGCGAUAUGGUUGUUCUGUUCAAGUUAAACUUGUUCUAAUGUUGACCAUUUUUCUCAUUGUUCCCUUUGUACUUUAUUCAACUUGAGUUAAACGGCAGCGUCACUGGAUCAGCUCAAGAGGGCUCUUACUGGUCCUCAUGAAUGCUAAGGAGGUCACUGGCCGUUUGAGAUCUCUGCCUGUAUUGGAGGGACAAGUCCGCUAAAGGGACAGCCAAGACAAUCGGUGUCACCUUUCUAUUUUGUCUUUGUUGAGAUUAAGAUGAAUUUACCUCUGCGUGGUUGCUGAUAGGAUAGCCAACCUGCAUCCUACAGGCAUAGGUGUCUGUCUAUUUUAGUUUCCUCUGCUCCUCAAAUGUAUAUACAUUCAUCUAUAUUAAAUAUUAAUGCUAAGUUCCACUGUAUUUGUUCGCAAGAUACAGUCCUAUUUGAUUCCAACCUUGAAAGGUAACAGGAUGAAAAAUAAUUUAUAUUUAUCGUGGAAA
Gastrolobium bilobum is the source of this 1654-nucleotide messenger RNA. RefSeq lists its product as uncharacterized. Gene Ontology annotation, cellular component: membrane. The coding region runs from base 314 to 1258 and encodes 314 amino acids. Lineage: Eukaryota; Viridiplantae; Streptophyta; Magnoliopsida; Fabales; Fabaceae. The record is from RefSeq and is a predicted model, not a curated record. The transcript is spliced from 6 exons. Gene Ontology annotation, biological process: Golgi vesicle transport.